This is a messenger RNA of Drosophila rhopaloa, 1116 nucleotides long. RefSeq names its product serine protease 7-like. The transcript is spliced from 3 exons. Gene Ontology annotation, biological process: proteolysis. The coding region runs from base 1 to 1116 and encodes 371 amino acids. NCBI's taxonomy places the organism in Eukaryota, Metazoa, Arthropoda, Insecta, Diptera, Drosophilidae. The record is from RefSeq and is a predicted model, not a curated record. Gene Ontology annotation, molecular function: serine-type endopeptidase activity.
AUGAAAGUAUUAGCUGCUGUUUUAUUGUGCAUUCUGAUAGUCGGCGAGGCCCGUGCUCAGUAUUCUGGAUGUCGAAACCCCAAUCAACGGACUGGACUUUGUCUCCAUAUCUCCUUGUGUACGACCCUUAUUUCCGUUUUGGAGAAGAGCAGCCUGACCGAUUCGGAGAAGCUAUUCAUCCAGCAAUCCCGUUGCGGAAAUAGGAAGAAUAACCAGAUCUUUGUCUGCUGUACUAGAGAUAAAGAUUUUGACAGAACUGUUACUAUUUGGGAUGGCAAUACCAAUUUUGUUAGCAGGCCUCCUCCCAUUUUAAACCAUUUUAAUUUGCUUCCUGAUCAAAAUUCUUGUGGACGUGAUAUCGUCAACACCAAAAUCCUGAAUGGAGAGGAAGCGGUACCCAGUGAGUUUUCCUGGAUGGUAUUGUUGGAGUAUCGUCCCCCAAAUGGAGGUGAUCUAGUAACCAAGUGUGCGGGAUCGCUGCUCAAUCGUCGAUAUGUUUUAACAGCAGCUCACUGUCUGGUUGAUACACCGGUCUCUGUAAGAUUGGGUGAGCAUGACACUCGUACCGUUGAGGAUUGCCAAGGAGGAAUAUGCUAUUCAGAAGCUGUAACAAUAGGCAUUGAAGAAAUACACAGUCACGAAAGAUAUGUCGGCGGAUCCAAUAAACUGAACGAUAUUGGCAUACUCCGUUUGGCGAGAAUGGUUUCCUAUUCGUCAACAAUUGGACCUAUAUGUCUGCCCUCGAUUGUGGGCAGAGUAAGGAUGCAAGCCGGUCAGCAUUUCACCGUGGCAGGAUGGGGUCGUACUUUGGAUGGCAUCAGUAGUCCCACCAAACAGAAAGUGCAGGUUCGCCUUUGGGAGUAUGAGGAUUGUCGUCCUAAAUACUUAUCUAAGAAGAUCGCCUUGGAACCCAUUCAGAUUUGCGCUGGAGGUGAAGAUCUGGUUGAUAGCUGCGAUGGAGAUUCUGGAGGACCAUUGAUGUCAUACCACAAGGGUGUUUGGGUCCUGCAAGGAAUCGUGUCUUUAGGGUACAAAUGUGGUCAAAAGGGUUGGCCUGCAGUCUACACCAACGUGUCUGUAUAUGAUUCUUGGAUUAGGGAAAAAGUGAGGCCUUAG